AUGCGUUUCCUUGUCACGCAUUUCUUCGACUUUUAUACUGCUAAGGAGAGUGAGGGUCUGAAGGCGGCCCGUAGCUGCCAAGAACGAGGCUCUGGCCAUUCUCAGAUUCAGGCGACGAGACCCAACACCAUCCGCGUGGCGCUUGCAGAAAACCUGGCCGGCCCCAAUGCCACCCAUCUGGCCUGCCAGACUCAAGUCUCCGAAAUGGAGAGGUUCUUGAGAGAAUGGAGGCAGGAUGCCUACAACAAGGCCCAGUAUGACUCGGCCAUAUUCAUCGGCGACAAGCUUUUAGCGCUCACCAACAACGAUAAUGAUGCGUUCUGGCUGGCACAGGUUCAUUUUGCAACCGGCAAUUACACUCGAGCUCAAGCCUUUCUUUCCAAGUCAGACCUCAUAACCCGGAACCCUUCUUGCAGAUAUCUUGCCGGACACUGCUUCAUCAAGCAGUCGCGAUAUGACGAGGCCCUCGCUGUCCUCGGCGAUCGAAACCCUACCCAUCUGAUUGCGAGCUCGACGAACAAGCGGAAGGCUCAGAAGAGUGCCGGGAAGUUGGACAAGUCGAACCGCAUGGCAGACGGCUCAGACGAGGAAGCAGCUAACAGACGCUUCGAAGCGGCCAUGUGCUUCUUACGCGGUAUAUGCUACGCGAAACAGAACGCAUUCGAUCGUGCAAAGGAGUGUUACAAAGAUGCCGUAAGGAUAGACGUGCAGUGCUUCGAGGCUUUCCAGCAGCUGAUGAAGAACUCACUCAUGUCACCCGACGAGGAAUGGCAGUUUCUGGAAUCACUUGACUUUGACUCCAUCAGUGUUGCCGGGGAUGCUUCAUCAUCACAGGAAGCAGCCGAGUUCACAAGGAUGCUGUACACGACAAGGUUAUCCAAGUAUAGGAACCCGGGAUCCUUCACAACCGCCUGCGAAACUCUGUCGACUCACUACAAUCUCGCGGCCAAUCCUGAUUUGUUGCUCGCGAGAGCAGACUUGCUAUAUACACAGUGCCGCUACAAGGAUGCGUUGGCCAUAACGGAUUCGAUCCUGCAAGAGGACAAGUACAACUUCAACGUUUAUCCGCUGCACUUGGCUUGUCUCUACGAGCUCAAAAGGAAGAAUGUCUUGUUUCUCAUCGCCCAUGACCUCGCCGACAGUCAUCCGGAGGAACCGUCUACAUGGCUUGCGGUGGGCAUCUACUACUUUACUAUAGACAAAAUCGCCGAGGCACGCCGUUACUUUAGCAAGGCCAGCAUGAUGGACGCUCAUUUCGGGCCAGCAUGGAUCGGCUUCGCGCACACAUUCGCAGCGGAGGGCGAGCACGACCAGGCUAUCUCGGCAUAUUCAACAGCAGCACGCUUGUUCAUGGGCACGCACUUGCCUCAAGUGUUCCUUGGCAUGCAAAAUCACGCUCUUAACAACAUGACGCUUGCCGACGAGUUCCUAAAGACGGCCUAUGGCCUAUGCAAGACGGACCCGCUGUUACUAAAUGAGAUGGGGGUUGUUUACUAUCACCAGGACCGGCCGCUCGAUGCGGUGAAGCUCUUCAUUCGAGCACUGGAAGUCGCCGAGGACAUAGACUCUGAACCUACCGCAUGGCUAGCUGCGCGCACAAACCUCGCACACGCAUACCGCCGCGCUAAAAAGUACCCUGAAGCAAUGGAGCAGUUCGACGAGGUUCUUCGCCUUGGUGGGAAAGACGCAGCUGUCUUCUCUUCGAAAGGGCUACUCCUCAUGGAGCUAGGGCAACCAGAGGAGGCGAUCGCGGCUCUGCACCAAACUUUGGCCAUGAACCCGCAGGAUCCAAUUGCGACGGAGCUACUCAACAAAGCUCUCGAGGAGGCCGCAGGACUGGAACCACUAGUUGGUGAGGCGCAAGACGAAGCACUCGGAGCGUUUGAAAGGGAAUUUGAAAAGAUUCGAGGUCCGAAGCAACCGCGUCAGUCUAGACCGAAGGAGAAGGGAAAGGGAGUUUCCUUCUACGACAGGAACAGAAUGAGGAUCAUGGGCGGUGCUCCAUUGUCGGAUGACGUCGAGAUGGACGCAAUAGAGUGA
Molecule: messenger RNA, 2040 nt
Organism: Truncatella angustata
Lineage: Eukaryota; Fungi; Ascomycota; Sordariomycetes; Amphisphaeriales; Sporocadaceae
Product: anaphase control protein cut9
Exons: 3
Coding region: 1-2040 (679 amino acids)
Biological process (GO): cell division
Molecular function (GO): protein binding
Source: RefSeq, a predicted model, not a curated record